GAUGAAGUUACCGGUGGCUCCAAUGUCGAGGAGGGCCCGGAACUUAGUUGUAGACGCACCAAGGGUGGCAGCGAUGAAUUUGAGGUGGAAACGAGAUGAGUUGGCGGUGGAGAUGAUGGUGUUGAGGCGGCGUUGUUCGUUGCCUAAGCGGACAAGCCGAUCGUGUCGGGCUUGUUCCUCAACAACAUCGGAGAAGGUGAUAGUGGAUGCAUUUGGAGGAAGGGUAGAGGAGGAUGAGGCAGUGGGAGGUGUUUGCGAUGCCUGGGAAUCGUCCGGUGGAGGGGGCGUCGCCGGAGAGGGGGAAGGCAAACGAAUUGUCGAUGUCAGAUGGGCCAUCGGUGCGACGAAGGAUGUCAUUGAUGGUGAUGGAGGUGGUGUCUUCGGGGGUGAUGUGGUGGAAAAAGCGGGUGCGGGAGUUGCCGGGGGGGGCCUGGUGGUGGGGGUGGAGGAGUCGAUCGUGGUGGAGCAUGCGAGAGAGGAGGUCAGCAAGGGGCAUGUCGGGUUCGUGGGCGAGGGCGGUUGGAAGGUCUUUGUGGCAUACUCGUUUGAUGCGGGAGAUGAACGCACAGUCAGGAAUGACGGUGUGGGGGAGGUGGUGUCGGAGGGAGCGGACGUAUUGGACGAAGCGGUCCGUGGGACUGGUCUGGCGGAGGUGGCGAAAUUGUUCAAGGUAGUCGUCAAUGGUUUUUUGGGGGCGGAAGGUGGCAGUGAGGAGGGUGGCCCAUUGGAGGAAGGUGGGGCGUGGUCCUCCGGAGGCUCGGCGGUUGCUAGCUUCAGCCAUCCACCAUUUGGCWGCAUUGCCGAGGAGGCGGGAGGUGGCAAUGGGGAGCCAGUGGGCAAGGGGCAUGUGGUGGAGCUGAAAAGAGUUCUGAAGCUGGGUUGGGAAGAGGAAAACGUCCUUGUGGGGGAGGCCGGAGAAGGACAUGAUUUCGCCAGAUCGGAAGGAACGGGGGAUUUCCCCGUCGCGGUGAACGAUCAGCGCGAGGGUGUUGAAGCUGAGGUUAUCGGGGGUGGUGUCGUAGCAGGUCAGCUGGCCUUUUCUACAGCAAUGUAUGGAGAAAAUGGGAGUAGGUCCCAACUUUCGCAAGAUUCCCAAGGGAAGCCGAGGACACUAACAGCAAGGGAUACCAGAUGGGGGAAUUGGUUGGAACACGGGGUCUGGCAGAUCAAGCACUUAUGGUCCCAGAAUGACAAUAGAUGGAAGACGGGGAGGGAACUGAGAGCCACGAUGAAAGGUUGCCAUAAGCUCACGGAGAAUCUAAACGACGUUCUAAUCUCCAUUCCGCAGGAACGGACGCAGUUGUUGAGAGGGCUGUGCAAAUGGGAGUGGGGUGAUUUGGCGACCUGGCACAUAAGUGCAGUUCCAGAGCAGGCCUUCCGGGUGCAGCAGGAAGUGGGCCCCGAUAAACAGUGGCUGGAUGCAGAGAUGUUCGUAAUUCGUAAUCCGGGAAUCACAGUGAGUCACCUGGAUAAGGAAUCCAAGACGGCAAUCACAGUUAAGAAGUGCAUGCUCAGGAAGAUCAGGGUGGUAGAGGAUGACGAAUUUACAGUAUUUGCACCCACGGUAGCCAUCAAAGAUUUGGAGUACGACCCGGCGGAAUGGGCAUGGAAUAUUAGGGGUGGAGAGACACGAGUGGCAACGAAGAUCAACAUUCUCCGCUAUACAACGAGACUGGGUUAUAGGCUGAGGAGAAGAUCGACCCAACUGGAUCUUCCCCUAGCCUUAAGAUGGGAAAAGAGGGAGGGGAUACCAAGAGACCAGGCACUCGUGCAGCAAUUGCAUGACUCGCCGCCACAAGUGCAGCUGAUCAGCUUCUGCUUCUUGCAUCUGACCCACCCAUUUCUCAUCCACCUAGCCCUGGUUGCUACCCCACAGCAACUGACAAUGAUCCUCUUUCUGAUCAUUUGAUGGAGCCCCCAACUGGAGAUGAUCUCUCUCUGGAACACAUGCCAGAGCAAAUGGAGUUUAUAGAACAGGAGGAACCUGACAAUCAGUCAAGACCGGAAUGAACCUCCCCCUACAGU
Chara braunii is the source of this 2025-nucleotide messenger RNA. The record is from the annotation of a GenBank genome assembly. Lineage: Eukaryota; Viridiplantae; Streptophyta; Charophyceae; Charales; Characeae.